Corticium candelabrum is the source of this 4689-nucleotide messenger RNA. Its product is annotated as sodium channel protein type 1 subunit alpha-like. Gene Ontology annotation, biological process: sodium ion transmembrane transport; neuronal action potential; membrane depolarization during action potential. Gene Ontology annotation, cellular component: voltage-gated calcium channel complex; voltage-gated sodium channel complex; plasma membrane. NCBI's taxonomy places the organism in Eukaryota, Metazoa, Porifera, Homoscleromorpha, Homosclerophorida, Plakinidae. Gene Ontology annotation, molecular function: voltage-gated calcium channel activity; voltage-gated sodium channel activity. The transcript is spliced from 19 exons. The record is from RefSeq and is a predicted model, not a curated record.
AUGCCCCAGAAAAAGUGGAACAUCUUGUUGUGGAACCGCUCUGUAUGGAAGAGCAGGAACUACGCUUUCACAGAUAUCACAAACAGCUGUUCCCACGAAGUACUAAACGUCGUUGUCCCUCAAUUUGGAUCCACCAGCACCCUCUUCCGAUUUAGUACAUCGCCUUCACUGUUUCUUUUCAGAAGUGGCAACCCUCUAAGAAGAUUUUUCAUCAGCCUUGUGACGUCAUACUGGUUUGACUGGAUUGUGAUUGCAAUCAUUUUAUCUAAUUGCGUAUUCAUUGCGCUCAACAACGUACCAGUGGAAGUCGAGUAUUUCUUUGCAUCCUUAUACACAGUGGAGUUAAUCAUAAAAGUCGUGGCAAGAGGACUGAUUUUACAGCAUUUUGCAUACCUCAAAGAUCCAUGGAACUGUUUAGAUUUAAUUAUUGUUAUAGUGGGAUGGUUGUCCCUAUUUCCUGCUAUCAGUAGCUUGUCGGGGCUACACUCCAUGAGAGUUAUACGAGCACUACGACCUAUUGCAGCUUUUCCUGGUGUGAGAGUAAUCGUCAAUGUUAUUCUAAAAUCUCUAUCCAAUUUGGUGGAUGUAAUGGUCUUGGUGCUGUUCUUCGUCCUCUUGACUGCUAUAUCAGGAAUGCAACUUUUAGAGGGAGGAUUAAGAAACAAAUGCGUACUUAUCAGACAUAAUGAAACUGGAAUACCAAAUUUACAGCAAUAUGCAGCAAAUUCUAGUAAAAGAUACUUUGGCAUAUGGUUACAUACAAAUGAAUGAGCUGUUGGUAUGUUCACAGGUAAUUGGUAUAUGCCAGAAGGAGUUCCUAUUCUGUGUGGAAAUGCUAGUGGAGCACGGCAUUGUCCUCAUGAAAAAGCAACAGUAUGCCUUCCAAAUGCUGGUGGAAAUCCAAACAAUGGAUAUACAAACUUUGACAACAUUGGAUGGGCAAUGCUGUCUGCAUUUCAACUGAUUACUAUGGACUUUUGGGAAGAUCUGUACAAUAAGGUCAUAUUUGCAUAUGGAUGGAUCUACACGAUUUAUUUCAUCUUGGUUAUAUUUGUUGGUUCAUGCUAUACCAUCAAUUUGACACUUGCUGUAGUGUCUUUCAACUACCAGCAAGAACAUACAGCAGCACAUGCCAAACAAAAGACUCACAAGACCUUUGCGAAUGCACUGAUGGACAAGGGCAACCAUGUCACAUUCAGCACCAACACAUUCCCGUCUCCUUUCUGUCAGCCUUCACACCAACUCUCAAAGUUGUGUGAUGAAUUGUUACAGACUUCAGGAUCAGCAAACACCAAUAGCCACAUAAAUUACAAUAGAAUCAAAAGAUUGUCUAUGACUGGUGUUGGAGUCGGAGACCGCUUAGUACGGCAAGUAGAAAGCUCACAACUAGAAAGAGACAUUGAAUCUUGUACAUUCGACUUUGACUUGUCAAAUAAGCAUACAAAAAACAGAAGCAAUGCCAAGUCUUUAGGGGCGUUGGCCCUUACACUCAUGAAAGCUCAAAAAAGCACUUUAGCCAUUCAAAAGGGACAGUCUGAUGACAAUCAACAGAACAUUUCAUCAGGACGUCGUGCCUUAGCAGCCAUAGUCAAGCACAAGGCAUUUGACUGGACAGUUACAGCCAUUAUUGUCAUUAAUACAAUACUUAUUUCAAUCCAACAUCCUGGAAUAAGCAACAGAUUAGAACAAGCAUUGGAAACAUGCAAUGCUCUAUUCAGUUCAGUAUUUGCAGCAGAAAUGCUACUCAAGAUCAUAGCAUUGGGACCAAAGCAAUAUCUCACAAAUCAAUGGAAUGUGUUUGAUGGCUUUGUGGUUGUGGUGAGCAUGCUGGAAAUGAUACUUCACUACUCUCAAGUUCUGCCUACAAGAAGCCUGUCUGUUAUCAGGACAUUUAGACUUUUUAGAGUAUUGAAGCUAUCACGUUCGUGGACUACUAUGAGAACACUCAUGAAUGUAAUGGGAUCUACAGUCACAGGCCUUUUUAAUGUGUCUGUCAUCCUCUUCAUUUUCAUCUAUAUAUUUGCUGUGGUUGGAGUUCACCUAUUUGGGGCUUCGUAUAAAGAAAGCGUACCUAGAUGGAAUUUCAAAGACUUUCCACAUUCAGUGAUGGUGGUGUUCCGUAUACUGUGUGGAGAGUGGAUAGAGCUUCUGCAUCAAACGCUGGAUACAAAUCAUGUUGCUAUCACAAUACCAUUCUUUGUUGGAAGCAUCAUCGUCUGUCAUUUCCUUAUCAUCAAUCUUUUCAUAGCAUUACUUCUUGGAGCAUUUGAGGUAGAAGCACUACGGCGUUCUUCAAACCGUAAAAAUGUGUUUAUUCAAGUAAUAAAAAAGAUCAUAACACUGUUUAAACGAUUAAGAAAAGUUGCUCCAGCAACACAAGAGCAGAAGCCUUAUGUUAUGCCACAGCCCAAUGAAAAUCACACCACCAUCAACAACCAAAGACAAAGGAAAUCAAUUCUUGACUGCAUACACAAACCAUUACAAAGACUUCAGUCUGCAGCUCAUGUGCUUGUCACACAUUCCUACUUUGAGUACUUCAUCAUCCUCAUUGUUUUAGCAAGCACCAUCCCCCUGACAUUUGAGAAUUCUAAACUGAGAUUUUAUCCUGAACGGCAGCGUAUUUUACGAAGCAUGGACAUUGCCUUCACUAGCAUAUUUGCUGCUGAAAUGUUACUCAAAUGGUUUGGUCUUGGCCUCAAGACAUACUUCAGUAGUGCCUGGAAUUGGGUGGAUACAGCCAUACUAACAAUAUCAGUAAUAACACUCAUGCCCUUUAGUAGUGACAGUUUUGGAGCUCUACGAGUUAUACGAAGCUUGAGAGCACUGCGUCCACUGAGAGCAGUAUCAAGAUUUAAGGGAAUGAAGAUAGUUGUUGAUGCACUCAUGCGAUCAGUUCCUGACAUGGGCAAUGUGUUGCUGUUCUGUUUGCUGUUCUGGUUCAUAUUCAGUGUCAUUGGAGUGCAGCUACUAGGAAACAAAUUCUAUCGAUGUGUUGAUGAUGCUGGUGUGCGACUAAACACAACACAAGUAGCUACAAGAAACGACUGCCUACGCCUAUAUGGAGAGGACCACUGGAUAAAUUCACGAAUCAAUUUUGAUAACAUCGGAGUUGCCGCUGUAGCGUUAUUCCAAGUGGCUACAUUUGAGGGCUGGAUUGAGUUGAUGGCAGAUGCAGCCGACACAGUUGACAUUGAUCAACAGCCAUCAUACGAAAAUUCAUUUGCUAUCCAUAUCUUCUUUGUUGCAUUUAUUAUGAUUGGAUCUUUCGUACUUCUCAAUCUUUUCAUCGGAGUCAUCAUUGAUAAUUUCAGAACUCUCCGAAAUGAGGAUGUGGAAUUCAGUGCCCUAGGAACACUAUUCACUCCAGAGCAAAAAAAGCUUGUCAGCGCUUUGAAGAGAAUUGGUAUGAUGAAACCUAAGCGAGCAGUAGUGGAGCCAAAGAACAAGAUCCUCAAUGUCUGCUACAGCAUGGCUGUUAGCAAACGGUUUGAAGGUAGAACAGCAGUGUUGAUCAUGAUCAACGUUGUUGUACUGUCUAUGCAACAUUAUCAACAGAGUGACACAUUUGACUUUGCCUUGUCAACAGCAAAUAGCAUAUGCACUAGCUUCUUUACGAUAGAGGCUAUCAUCAAGCUUCUUGGACUUCGACAGCACUACUUCCAUGAUCCCUGGAAUGUGUUUGAUUUCAUCAUUGUUCUUCUGUCAUUAGUAGGAGUCAUUCUGGAAAGUUACGAAGAUGUGUUCAUGGUUGACCCCACUGCCCUCAGACUAGUUCGAAUUCUUCGUAUCGGGAGAAUCAUUCGUGGUGUUAAAGUAGCUAAAGGGCUACGAAGAUUGCUUUUUACAUACAUUUUCUCUCUUCCUGCAAUUAUUAAUGUGGGAGCAGUGCUACUCAUCUUAAUGUUGAUCUAUGCAGUGGUGGGAAUGGCAAUGUUUGGUACAGUCCAACACUCUGGCGGCAUUGAUGAAAACACGAACUUUGAGACAUUUGGGAACUCACUCUUUCUGCUUAUUCGAAUUUCUACUGGAGCAGGAUGGAAUGAAAUCCUUGAUCCCUGCAUGAUACAACCUCCUCAGUGCAAUCAAACUAAAGAUGGUCUAUCUAAUGGAGACUGUGGACAGCCUAUCUUUGCAAUCAUAUACUUCACAUCUUACGUGCUCAUUACUUCAUUGCUGAUCAUCAACGUCUAUGUGGCAAUAUUUGUAGACAACUACUAUCAAACUCAACAAGAGUUUGUUACCAAACUUGGGGAGGACCAAACAGAUGUCUACUACAGUCAGUGGGCAGAGAAAGAUCCUCUUGCAACCCAGUACAUAAGUACAUCUCAGCUGAGUUCUUUCAUAAGAUCUCUACCUCCUCCUCUCGUUCCAAGCAAUGUUACGUCUAUUGAUGACUUUGUGAUGACCCUUGACACUCCCAUAUAUCAAGAAAACAAAGUACACUGCUUAGAUUUACUGGUAUCUCUUAUUUUGAAGUACUACCGCUCACUCAAUGACCAGCAACUCUCUGACGAAGAGCUAAAGCAAGUUACAGUUGAAACAGAGAAACGAUUUAAAGAGAUAUUUCCAUCAAGGGACCCUGCAAGAGCUACCACAACAGCUUCAAAAAGAUGGCUGGAAGUGCGUUCUGCAAUCAUCAUUCAACAAGCAUUCAGAAAAUACAGAAUCAAAGGCAACCAAACAGUGUGA